AUGCUGCGAUGGACGUCGAGAUGGGGCAGCGUCGCAGCAAGGCAGGCACGCUUAUUGAGGUUUGUCGGAAGACGCCGCGAAUCCACCAAGACCACGACGAAUGAGACCAAACCACCAAAAACCGAACCGACCUGGACACAGCGAGCACGGCAAUCCUUCCCACCACGACUAUCGCAUCCUCCAUACUCCCCUCCUCUACGAUAUUGUAUCUACGUGGUGGCGAUAGCGCUCUCUGGGCACACCUUCAUCAACUAUGUGCACUACUGCGGGGCGACGUAUGGCAUCUCAAUGCUGCCCACCAUAUCGAGCUUCGGCGACUGGGUCUGUAUCAGCAAGUGGCAUCGAAGAGGAAGGGGCAUUGCAGUGGGAGAUCUUGUAAGCUUCAAGCACCCCGUCAAUCUAGGAGAAUAUGCUGUGAAGAGGGUUGUUGGGAUGCAAGGAGACUUUGUCUUGAUGAACACUCCGAACAAGAGCGAGGCUAUGAUUCAGAUACCAGAAGGCCACUGCUGGGUGGUCGGCGACAACAUGGAACACUCACGCGACUCCAGAAUGUUUGGACCUCUUCCCCUAGCAUUGAUCUCUGGCAAGGUGACUGCCAAGAUUGAAUGGCAAGGCUGGAUACCUCACUACUCCCGUUUCGAGCCUGGCUUGGAAGCUGCCUCUAUUAUCGACGAUGAUGACAUCGACUGA
Fulvia fulva is the source of this 690-nucleotide messenger RNA. Its product is annotated as Mitochondrial inner membrane protease subunit 1. Lineage: Eukaryota; Fungi; Ascomycota; Dothideomycetes; Mycosphaerellales; Mycosphaerellaceae. The transcript has 2 exons. Gene Ontology annotation, cellular component: mitochondrial inner membrane peptidase complex; membrane. Gene Ontology annotation, molecular function: serine-type endopeptidase activity. Bases 1 to 690 code for a protein of 229 amino acids. The record is from RefSeq and is a predicted model, not a curated record.